UUCUGGACAGUCGGCCAUCUUUCUCGGUUCAUUGUCAUUCAUCGCGGUUCGUUGGUCGUCGAAAAAUCUUCUUGCCUUCUUCUCGGAAGCGAAGCAGCGGCAGACAUGGCCAAACCAAGAGUGUUCUUCGACAUCACCUCCGACGGUGCGGCUAUUGGCCGCGUCGUGAUGGAGCUGCGAGCUGACGUGGUUCCCAAGACCGCAGAGAACUUCCGCGCCUUGUGCACCGGUGAGAAGGGUUUUGGCUACAAGGGUAGCACCUUCCACCGUGUCAUCCCUGACUUCAUGUGCCAGGGCGGGGACUUCACCAACCACAAUGGAACCGGAGGAAAGUCCAUCUACGGGAACAAGUUUGCCGACGAGAACUUCACCCUGAAGCACUUGGGACCCGGGACCUUGUCCAUGGCCAACGCUGGACCAAACACCAACGGCUCGCAGUUCUUCAUCUGCACCGCCAAGACCACCUGGCUGGACGGCAAGCACGUGGUCUUCGGCACUGUGGUGGAGGGCAUGGACGUGGUCAAGAAAAUGGAGGCCAAAGGUUGCGGCAGCGGCAAGACCUCGUCCAAGUUGGUCAUCCAGGACUGCGGCCAGCUCUGAGCGCACCACAGUCUACCUGUCGCAUAUUGGGGACCCCCUCUCUCCCCAAACCCUUUCCUCCAGCCUGUCAUUCAUUCCACGUUCCAGCUAAUCUUGGAACAACUCAUUUCCAUUUCUGUUUUUGUAACAAUUCGAAACCUGUCGCUGCAUUUGUGACUUUGCCUCUGAACGUUUGGUUUGCAUUUAACAAUCUGGUCCAAAACGGUUUUCUUUCAUCGACAAGUAAAUAAAAGAUGGCCUUGGUGACUCAA
Molecule: messenger RNA, 851 nt
Organism: Hippocampus comes (tiger tail seahorse)
Lineage: Eukaryota; Metazoa; Chordata; Actinopteri; Syngnathiformes; Syngnathidae
Product: peptidyl-prolyl cis-trans isomerase-like
Exons: 4
Coding region: 106-600 (164 amino acids)
Biological process (GO): protein folding; protein peptidyl-prolyl isomerization
Cellular component (GO): cytoplasm
Molecular function (GO): cyclosporin A binding; peptidyl-prolyl cis-trans isomerase activity
Source: RefSeq, a predicted model, not a curated record